AUGCUGCGCUUCCCGGUGAAGAAGAUCCGGAAGCAGUUCAAGCUCCUGCUGCUGCUGGUGCUGCUCACCUCGGCCGUGUGGUUCACCUACCUGCACAUCAACCAGGGCAAGACCAUCAAGCUGCACUUCAACUACGGCAAAGAUGGAGAGAGACAGACGGAGGGGACGGACGCCAGCCGCAAGAGGGACACUCGCUCCUCAGCUGGCCACCACAAGAGUGAGGACACCAGCGACAGCCGGGAGGACGAGGCAGGAGACGAUGAGCCAAUCACAGGAGGGUCUGAUGGAAGAGGCCACACCCGCAUCCGGAAGUUCCUCAGCCAGAGGCACAAGAAAAUGCCAUGGAAACCAGAGUUUAAGGGCCAGGCAAAUCUGCACGUGUUCGAGGACUGGUGCGGAUCCUCAAUAGCUCAACUCAGAAAGAACCUGCACUUCCCUCUCUACCCUCAUACCCGAACCACAGUGAAGAAGCUGGCAGUGGCUCCGAGGUGGAAGAACUAUGGCCUGAGAAUAUUUGGCUUCCUUCACCCUUACAGAGACGGUGAUUUCCAGUUCUCGGUAUCGUCGGAUGAUAACUCGGAGCUGUGGCUGAGUCCUGAUGAGAGCCCUCUCAACGCCAGGCUGCUGGUUUAUGUCGGGCAGCUGGGAACAGAGUGGACCGCUCCGGGCGAGUUCAGCAAGUUCAGGUCCCAGUCCUCCAAGUCUGUGCACCUGAUUUCAUCCAGACGAUACUACUUUGAGAUUCUCCACAAGCAGGAUGACAAGGGCUCGGACCACGUGGAGGUUGGGUGGCGUCCAUUCCUCCCUGGUCUGAAGUAUGAAGUGAUAGACUCGGCCUACAUCUCCAUGUACACAGACGAGUCGAUUCUGAAGAUGAACAGCGUGGACCACAUCCCCCAGACCUUGGCCAGUCACAUCCGUCUCCCGGAGGAGUCUCAGCCCCGGGGUCUGGAGGAAGGCAGAGCCACACAGCACGGGGCAGAUAUGCUGAAGCCGGACCCUCGGGACACCUUCUACAGCAUUCCUAUGAUCAGCCCCUUCCGCCUGGAGAACGUUCUGCCGGCCUGCCUCUACUCCCCAACCUACGUGGUCAAAGAUUUCCCCAUCGCCAGAUACCAGGGCCUGCAGUUUGUUUAUCUGUCCUUCGUUUACCCCAAUGACUUCACACGUCUCACGCACAUGGAGCGGGAGAACAAGUGUUUCUACCGGGAGUCGCCUAUCUACCUAGAGAAGUUUGGUUUCUACAAAUAUAUGAAGAUGGAUGAGGAGGAUGACGACAGACCGUUCUUCUUCCCCAACCCAGAUGAUUUCCUGGAGGAAGAGGAGGUGGUAGAAGUCGAGGACGAGGCAGAGAUCGUCGGCACCCAGUCGCCCAAGAAGCCGUCUCAUCCCAGUCAGACCAGCCACACCUCCAACCCCUCCCACCAGCGCCCGAAGCCCGGGCCCACACCAGCGAGCAGAGAAGUGGAGGAGGAGGAAGAGGUGGACCCCGAUGAAGAGGAGGAGGUAGCUGUCGACACCAUCAUACGCCGCAGAGAGAGGAGACAUUUUCUUCACAAGGACGGACAGAUGGGGACGGAUCUGGACAGAGACUGGGGACGGGAUCAUACGAAAGAGAACAUUCGACAGGGCUCCAGUAAGAGACUCGACCAGGAUCAACCCAGGGCGCUGGAGCCCGACAUGGACAGUGUGGUCCAGGGUCGCACCCUGUCCUGGGUCCGAUCCGGUCCUGGGGAGCAGGGCCCUGGCAGGAAAGGAGGAGGAACAGGUGGUGGAGGAGCUGGAGGAGAGAAAGGAGCCGAGACUCCGCCUAAACUCAGCAAGUCUUCGCUCCUUUUCCCCCAGAAGUCCUCCCUCUCUGCGCUCGCCAGCCGAGCCAAGCAGAUCAUCAGCAACUCCGCCCACAGCAACAAGCCGUAUGACAACAAGCUGCCGGGAAGCAAGAAGGAGGAGAACAAGAUCUACAUCACGAGGCCUCGGCCGGCGAAGGAGAGGGAGAGAGAGAGAGAGAGGGAGCAGCGGCGCGAGAGGAGGGAGGAGCGGACGUACCACCACCCGAGGGAGGUGUUCCCUGGAGUCUUCUUGUACCAAACCGGGAAAACCACGAGGCUGGUGAACCUGGGCGCUAGAGGCCAGGCGGGUAAGAACCUUGUUAGUGCCCCACAGCUUUGGCCCCACCCCCCAACGAAAGAGGGUAAGACCCCUCCUCGCAACGGAAGCAUCAACAUACAGAUCGACAGUGUACAGAAGUCCAUCCGGAGGGCAGCUGUGGCAAAUCAACCGGGAAAAAUCAGGAGAAAAGUGGAGCGUCAGGACUUGAAGACGACAGCCACGGCUCAUCUCCCCAGCAGAGACGACCCAUUGAACCCACUCUACCAUCACCAGGAUCCCCCCCCAGUCCCACUGCAGAGGUUAAACUCUACAGAGAACUCACUCCAGGGUCAACCCAGGGUCACGUCUUACCUCCGGCUCUCAGAGAUCACAGAGUCGCUGCAGCAGCCGGACCCGGACCCCAACCCGGCCGACCUGGAGCAGGACAUCAACCGCUCCAACCCCGAGCCGGACCCCGAGCCCGAGCCGGAGGAGGGCGAGAUGUCGGACUACAGCUACGAGGAGGUGGAGGCUCGGCCGGGCUGGGCGGAGGAGAGCAUCAACUGGCAGAGGACCUUCUCCGUCAACCCCAUGGACUUUGAGCUCCUGCGCUCCGACUGGAACGACCUGCGCUGCAACGUGUCCGGCAACCUGCAGCUGGCGGAGAGCGAGGUGGUGGACGUGCUGGCCCAGUACAUGGAGAAACUCAACGAACGCAACGGAGGGAUCUACACGCUGCUGCGGAUCAUCAACGUGGAGAAGCGGCGCGACUCGGCGAGAGGGAACCGGUACCUGGUGGAGCUGGAGCUGAUGGAGCGUGGCCGCAGCGUGGUGCGCCUGUCGGAGUACAUCUACCUGCUGCUGCACCGCGGCCGGCAGGGGGAGGAGAGCUUCGAGAACACCGACUCUGCCCCGGCCUCGGCGCCGGCCUCAGGCCCCUCCCCUGCCACACCCGGCCUCACCACGCCGCCGCCGCCCCUCCCCUCCACCAAGCCCCCCACCCGGCCCGGGGGGGCGACCCCGUGGAGCACGGCCUUCGCUAAGCCCCUCCUCUGCCAGCCCGUCAUGCUGCAGUGGAGGAGGGACGUCAUGGUGCACUUUGUGGUGCCAGUGAAGAACCAGGCUCGGUGGGUGCAGCAGUUCAUCUCCGACAUGGAGAAUCUUCACCGUCAGACCAAGGACGACAACUUCAGCAUCAUCAUCGUGGACUUUGAGAGUGAAGACAUGGACGUGGAGCAGGCGCUCCGAGAGAGCAGCGUGCCCAGGUACGAGUAUCUCCGGCGGGAGGGGAACUUCGAGCGCUCGGCCGGACUGCAGAUCGGAGUGGACACCAUCGAGGACAGUCACAGCAUCGUGUUCCUGUGCGAUCUGCACAUCCACUUCCCUCUCAACAUCCUGGAAAGCAUCAGGAAGCACUGUGUGGAGGGACGCCUUGCGUUCGCUCCAAUCGUCAUGAGGCUCGGCUGCGGCAGUUCGCCACGGGAGCCGGAUGGUUACUGGGAGGUUAAUGGUUUUGGCCUGUUUGGAAUCUACAAGACCGAUUUUGAUAAGAUUGGAGGGAUGAACACGGAGGAGUUCAAAGACCGCUGGGGCGGAGAGGACUGGGAGCUGCUGGACAGGGUUCUGCAGAACGGUUUGGAGGUAGAGCGACUCCGCUUGAGGAACUUCUUCCACUACUACCACUCCAAACGAGGCAUGUGGAACGCCCAAAACAAGAAAACUCCCAAGGGAUAG
Limanda limanda (common dab) is the source of this 3825-nucleotide messenger RNA. RefSeq names its product beta-1,4-N-acetyl-galactosaminyl transferase 4a (gene b4galnt4a). The transcript has 20 exons. Gene Ontology annotation, molecular function: acetylgalactosaminyltransferase activity. The record is from RefSeq and is a predicted model, not a curated record. NCBI's taxonomy places the organism in Eukaryota, Metazoa, Chordata, Actinopteri, Pleuronectiformes, Pleuronectidae. Gene Ontology annotation, cellular component: Golgi cisterna membrane. The coding region runs from base 1 to 3825 and encodes 1274 amino acids.